This is a messenger RNA of Rhinocladiella mackenziei CBS 650.93, 1110 nucleotides long. RefSeq lists its product as uncharacterized. The transcript has a single exon. Gene Ontology annotation, biological process: response to oxidative stress. The coding region runs from base 1 to 1110 and encodes 369 amino acids. Gene Ontology annotation, cellular component: nucleus. The record is from RefSeq and is a predicted model, not a curated record. Lineage: Eukaryota; Fungi; Ascomycota; Eurotiomycetes; Chaetothyriales; Herpotrichiellaceae.
AUGGCCUCAAAGGAAGAUUCAGAUAGGCGAGAUUCGAUACAGCGUCACAACUCACGCCCGACAUUGGCAGACAAUCCAUACAAUCCCAAUUCAGCGGCCUACCUAGCCUACCCCGUCAAGCAUGUCGUAUCGAGCCUCUAUCGUCGCAUGACAGAGCCUCCUGAACAUCCGGUUGGCAGACUUCUCGACGCUCCGGCCGUCCCGUCGUCAUCGUCAGGUGUCUAUACCCCUCCGAGAAGAACUCAGUCUCCCUUUCAGCCGCCUCCACUCACCCCUCUUGAGUUGAGGCAUUCCUUGUCACCCAGUGCCGCAGAGUCGCUCCUCCUGACCCGGUCGCUUGCUGAAGAGAUUCGACUGCUGAUCCCUCCACGACUCCAACUCAUUGAUCACUGGAAACUGGCAUACUCAUUAGAGGCUCAUGGCUCCUCGUUGGCCACUCUUUACGAGCAUUGUGCCCAUGUCUCUACAUACACUCAACGCUCGGGCUAUGUGCUGGUAGUGAAAGAUAGCUCUACGGCCUCCGCCAGUGGCUCCGUGUUUGGUGCAUACCUCUCAGAUUCACCUAAACCUUCUCUGCACUACUUUGGCACGGGGGAAUGUUUUCUGUGGCGUGCCAGCAUUCUGCCCACCCUGAGAGACCUAUCAGCAAGUUUGGACAGCAACCCACACUCUCACUCUGAAGAUCUCCUUGAAUUGGCGGGACUACCUCCUCCCCCAAGCGCCGACACGACGAAUCUUCAACGAGUGACUACAGUUCGUGGCGAGCGUCGCACCCCUUCAACAUCUACCGACACAUUGCCACCCCCUGUGUCAGUGACCAAAGAAUCAACACCACAUUUACAACCGCCACCGAAUCGUUCGGGCACCUCCACUCCGGAUCGCAUACGGUUCAAAGCAUUUCCGUACAGUGGAGUCAAUGACUUCUUGAUUUACUGCGAAUCCAGUUAUCUAUCCAUUGGGGGUGGUGACGGUCACUACGGUCUAUGGCUGGAUGAUGAGCUGAACAACGGUGUCAGUGAGACAUGCCCUACGUUCGGGAACGAGCCCCUAAGUGAUGAGGGACGAAAAUUCGAAAUCUUGGGAGUUGAAGUAUGGUAUGUGGGUGCUUGA